Messenger RNA from Panonychus citri (citrus red mite), 1053 nucleotides. Its product is annotated as protein PFC0760c-like. NCBI's taxonomy places the organism in Eukaryota, Metazoa, Arthropoda, Arachnida, Trombidiformes, Tetranychidae. The transcript has 2 exons. The record is from RefSeq and is a predicted model, not a curated record. The coding region runs from base 1 to 1053 and encodes 350 amino acids.
AUGGGUUCAUACAGUAUCGAGGAGUUGCAGUCUGCAGUUCGUUCUAUUGGUGGUGAAGUUUUUGUUUUAAAAGAACCAUCCCUUCAAGUGUAUACCGAUGAACAAAUGGAGGAUCCAAAUCAAUCUCCAUCUGUACGAGAUUUGCUUGAUUUACCGCCUGUUUGUUUUCAAGAAAUGUACAGCGAGAGAAGUGAUUCAAGUACGUUAUCAAUUUUCUGCAACAACGAAGAAGAAACAAUGGAAAGUGAUGAAAUUUUGGAUUUUCAAGAAAUGAUGGGCAGAUUGUCAAAGAUUUUAACAAUUACGGUUCCCAAUCAAAGAGAUACAGUCAGUGGACUUGAUCAGCAAACUUUAAGUGAAAAUUUAAAUGUACCAUCAACAAAUUUUGUUAGUGAGUUUGAACAACAAAUUUUAAAUGAACCGCCAACUGAUGUUGUUAUGGAAGAGUUAAUCGAAAAUCAAGACAAUAAUUUGAAUGGACCGCCAGACGUUUAUGGAGAAAAUUUAAACGAAGAGCAAAAUAAUAAUCCAAAUAAUCCGCCAAACACGAGUGGAGACGCAAACGUACAGCAGACUAGCAAUAACAAGUUUAAUAAUUCAUCAGUAGAUGGUGGUAUAGUCACUCGAUCUAGAAAAGGUAAAAAUUUUGAAUUGUUGAAAAGGCAAAUGAUUAAUGUUGCCAAUGAUGACGACAUCGAUGACGAAACUGAUGACGAGGAUGAUGAUGAAUUUAUGGUUGACAACAGUCAAGAUUCAUGUGACGAAGAAGUGGUUGGUAACAACGAUACAGAUGAUGAUGAUUACUCGUCUACUGAUGAUUCAAUUACUGAUUCUGAAUCUGAUUAUACCGAUGAUGAUUUUGCGUUUUUACUUGAAUCGGAUGAUGAUGGUGAUGGUGGUUCAACUGAAAUACGGACUCAGCAAUCAAAUCGAGAUUUAAGAAGUAUAAAUAGAUCAUCAGAGAAAAAGAUUGAAUCGUGUGUAACACUUUACAAUCAGCGACCUCUUUCAAAAUUUCCAAUAACUUUGCCGAAAAUCCACCGCAAAACAUAA